AUGCAGGAUAAUGAAUCCUUAAGAGAGUUCGUGAAGCGGUUUGGUCAAGCCGUACUUCAAGUAAAGGCUUGCAGCAUGGAUGCUGUCCUACAGAUCUUCAAGCGAAGCAUCUGUCUAGGCACCCCAUUUUUCGAAUCGCUAGCUAAAAAACCUCUUACGACAAUGGACGACUUGUUCAGACGUGCAAACAAAUACUCAAUGCUCGAAGAUGACGUACGAGCAGCCACCCAGCAAGUCAUAGUUGCUGGACAAGCAUCUAGAAGUGGCAUGGAAAGAAGUGUCAAACUUCCGGACCGGUCGAGGCCGUCCGAUAGAAGACAGGACAGACCAAGUCGCCCGGAAAGGCCACCCCUCAUUCCCCUUUCCAUAUCAUAUGAAAAACUUCUUCCUAUGAUCCAAGGUUUGUCCGACUUCAGAUGGCCUAGACCCCUCGGAACGGACCCAUCCAAAAAAGAUCAUAGCAAGAGAUGUGCCAUCCAUAAGGAACAUGGCCACACAACAGAAACAUGCAGGUGCCUCCAUGAUCUGGUCGAAAGGCUCAUUAAGGCGGGACAUUUAAAGCAAUACCUCCGCUCAGAUACCAGAGAUAGAGAUGCUUUCCAAAAUCAUAAUUCUGGAGCCCCUAAAGCCCCAAUCGCCCCCAAAGACGUUAUAAACUAUAUUAACGGAGGCCCAUCUAACGAGGAAUAUGACUUUAAACGAAAGAGACAAAAGUUGUUGCGGGCUGCAUCAGUACGCGAACGUAUCAACUCCAUCCGGCCUGGACUAACUAGAAAGGGCCCUCACCCCAUAGAUGGGACAAUCAUUUUCCCACCAGUAGACCCCACUCGGACACUGCAGCCACACCGCGACGCCCUCAUCCUAUCCCUAGAGAUGGGAGACUUCGACGUGAGACGCAUUUUGGUUGACCCAAGCAGCUCGGCCAAUCUUGUACAAGCAUUGGUCCUUAGCCACAUGGGACACAGUCUCAUAGGCCUCGAAAAUCCAGGACGAAUCUUGUCCGGAUUCAAUGGGUCAUCAACUACUUCCUUGGGAGACAUUCGCUGUUCUGUUCCGUUGCCCCUCACCCAAGGAGCAGAAACCAAUCUGCUACGUCAACAGAGCAUUGGCGGACGUAGAAACCAGAUAUUCAAAAAUGGAGCUAACAACCUUAGCCCUUCGGAGCGCCGCCCAGAAGCUCCGCCCCUAUUUUCAAGCCCACCCGGUGGUCGUGCUAACUGA
Molecule: messenger RNA, 1221 nt
Organism: Vitis vinifera (wine grape)
Lineage: Eukaryota; Viridiplantae; Streptophyta; Magnoliopsida; Vitales; Vitaceae
Exons: 2
Coding region: 1-1221 (406 amino acids)
Source: RefSeq, a predicted model, not a curated record